AUGAAUGCUAUAAAACAACGGUUUUCACCCGUAUGUUCAUGUGCUGUUAUCUGUUUUCAAGCUUCCGUGAUGGCUCUUGAUAGACGCGUCUCCCUAGUUUUCACACCGCUGUCAAAUCGAACUCUCUGUACACCUGAGGACCGCACAGUGAUUGUGCUUGUUGGCCUGCCGGCGCGGGGUAAAACAUAUAUGGCUCGAAAGCUUACACGCUACCUAAAUUGGAUCGGCAUCAAUACACGAGUUUUUAAUGUUGGUGACUAUCGUAGAAAGGCAACAUGUCUCAAAGGCCAUGACUUCUUUGCUGAUGGUAACAAGGAGGCAGCGAAAGCCCUGGAAGAUCUCACGGAAUGGCUGGAUGAUGACGGGGAAAUAGCUGUUUUCGACGCUACCAAUACUACCCGCAAGCGGCGUGACAUGAUACUUAAUCACUGUCGGCCGCAUAAUUUCAAGGUUAUUUUUGUGGAAUCAAUUUGUGACAACCAGGAUGUUGUUCAAGCAAGCAUUUUGGAGGUUAAGGUUAAUAGUCCUGACUACAUCGGUAUGGACAAGGAAUCUGCAAUGCAAGACUUCCUUAAAAGAAUCGAGCAUUAUGCUGCUCGAUAUGAGCCCCUUGAUGUUGAACGAGAUAAGGACGUCCCAUUCAUUAAAAUCAUCAAUCAAGGUCAGCGAUACCUGGUGAACCGAAUCGCAGGCAAUGUGCCCAGUCGGAUUGUCUAUUACCUGAUGAAUAUCAACGCUGCGAAACGCACAAUCUACCUAGUUCGAGUACGUGUCUCUCUGAUCGCGGAAAACUGGUCAUUUUCUCAAAAGUUGGGAAAGUUCAUGGAACACGAAGGUCUUUCAGAUUUGAAGGUCUGGACCAGCCACAUGCGCCGGACUGUUCAAACCGCCGAGUUCAUCAAGUGCUCACGUCUGGAGCACUGGAAGGCUCUGAAUGAACUCAGUGCUGGCGUGUGUGAAGGCAUGACUUAUGUUGAGAUUCAGGGAAAGUAUCCCACCGAAUUCGCUCGCAGAGAUGCUGAUAAGUUCCAUUAUCGCUAUCCAAUGGGCGAGUCAUAUGAAGAUCUAGUAGCAAGGCUGGAGCCCGUGAUAAUGGAACUGGAACGUCAAGGCAACGUACUUGUAAUAUGCCACCAGGCUGUUUCUCGAUGCCUGCUCGCUUACUUCACUGAAAUGGACAAAGCUGAACUACCCUACCUUCGUGUGCCACUUCACACUGUUUUCAAGUUAACCUCUUCCGCUUAUCGAUGUAUCGUCGAGACGGUGAAGUUGGAUGUCGAGGCAGUGGACACACAUCGCAGCAAACCAGCCGUAAGUACCUACUUCGCACUUUUUUUUCUUCUUAAGUUAUGA
This is a messenger RNA of Hydatigera taeniaeformis, 1353 nucleotides long. The record is from the annotation of a GenBank genome assembly. NCBI's taxonomy places the organism in Eukaryota, Metazoa, Platyhelminthes, Cestoda, Cyclophyllidea, Taeniidae.